AUGACACGUAACAAGAGGGAGAGAUCAGAAGCUGAAAACGGAGGUGGAGCAGAGUCGAACGCUGAGAAGACGGAAAAGGUAGCUUUGAUGACAUCUAACAUUGGGUCAACAUCUUCAAAGCGUCUUGCUUGUUACUUUCAUAUGGGUGGGAAGUUUGCAGAAAAUGGUGAUGGUGAAGUUAAGUACUAUGGUGGAACUGUCGGGGUAAGAGUGAUCAAGGAGGGUAUAAGGCUUGAAGAUUUGAGGGUUAUGAUAGGAGAAUGGUUUGGUGUAGAUAGUAAUGGUUGCGACAUUAAAUACACAUUGGGCUUGAAUGAUAGGAUAUUAAUAGAUCUUAUUAAUGAUGAUGAAGUUGACAACCUAUUUGAGUAUAAUGAUAGUAAUGCACAUGUUUACGUAGCAGCUAAAGGUAAUGAGAAUACGAAGGAAGAAGUGGCUAAUCGAAACAGCAUGUCAAAAUUGUCAGGACUGUCACAGCAAAAUGAUGAGCCAAUGAUUGAGGAUGCUGUCGAAUGUGUGAAUUACAUAGCAGCUGAAAAUGUUCUUAGCCUGCCAUAUGCAGUAGAGAGUGCACCAACUCCUUUGCCAGGAGUGAAUUCCUUGAAAUGGAAGACAGUAUUGUUAGGAUUUAGGCAGACUUUUCCAGAUGCAGAUGAUUUCAAGAAGAAACUACACAAAUUCAGCAUUGCAAACAAAUUUGAGUAUAAAUAUGUGAAGAAUUCUAAUGCCCAUAUGUAUGUCAAAUGCAAUGUUGAAGGUUGUCCAUGGAGGAUCAGUGCAAGAGCAGCUGUAAAGAGUACUCCAGCAUUUUUACAUGUAACGACAUUCAAAAAUGAGCAUGUUCAUAAUGCCCAAGACAAUCUUCAUGUGACAUAUGGUGGAUCAACUAGCUUGACAUCAUCAAUUAUAAUUAAAGAGGUUAGGGAUCAUAUAGACAUGCGUCCAAAUGAUAUAAAAAAGAGGUUGGAAAGAGAUUAUGAUGUGAAGUUGACAUAUAAGCAAGCAUACAGGGCCAAGGAAAAAGCAUUGGAGGACAUACAUGGCAGACCUGAUCAUUCUUACAUGCUUAUUCCAUGGAUAUGUGACCGGUUGAAGGAAACCGAUCACAAAACAGUGGCAAAAUGGGUGGCUGCAAGGAACAACAGAUUUGAGCGUGUAUUCAUAGCCCAUGGGUGUUGUAUAGAGGGUUUUAUUGCUGGUGCUAGACAUGUACUGUAUAUUGAUGGAAGUCAUUUAAGUGGACCGUAUAAGGGGACACUACUUUCAGCGUCGGUUUAUGAUGCGGACAACGAAUUAUUACCUUUUGCCAUUGCGAUUGUGAAGGGAGAGAUGCUUGAGGAUUGGACAUGGUUCUUACAUAUGAUCAAGGAGAUAGUUGGGUCAAUGCAAUUAACAAUCAUUUCAGACCGACACAAUGCAAUUAUAGGUGCUGUGCAAGCAAUAUUCGGAGGUGAGCGACAUGCGUACUGUUACAGACAUGUUAAGGAGAAUUUCAGUACACAAAUGAUCAAGUUAAAUAGAGGAAGAAGGAAGACAAGUGGCAACACAAGGGAGGAUGGACUGCAUUUCCUAGAUGCCAUUGCAUAUGCAAGGCUUGACACAGAGUUUGAUCAAGCAAUGGAUAACAUGAGACACUUCAAUUUCCAAUUAUUUGAAUGGCUUGUCAAUCAUGGUGAUAUUCACAAGUGGGCCUUAAGCAAGUUCUCUUUUAAACGAUGGGACAACAUAACAACAAACCUUGCAGAGUCAUUCAAUGCGUGGAUGCUGAAGGAGAGAAGAUAUAAUGUUGCCCAACUUAUACAUGAGCAUCGUGAAAAAGUAGCCAAAAGAUGUAUGCAGCAAGCAUGGCAAUGA
Molecule: messenger RNA, 1854 nt
Organism: Neltuma alba
Lineage: Eukaryota; Viridiplantae; Streptophyta; Magnoliopsida; Fabales; Fabaceae
Exons: 3
Coding region: 1-1854 (617 amino acids)
Source: RefSeq, a predicted model, not a curated record